GUGGCUCACACUGCCAGCAUGAGCUUCCCUCUCCUCACACGAAGCGCCUUGCUAACUGAACCGCCUCGCCGGGGCGCGAUAGAUAGCCGGCGCCUUCGGCAUCGAUCCAAGCGCUCCGUCUCACCCACCUUCCCUCUCUGGCUCUCUCCUCCAUCGAUCUAUCCGGUGUUCCAUUCCAUUUCAGUAGGCAGCUCGCUCGCUCGAAACGCACUGACGGAGCGGCAGCCGCAGUCGGAGAAGAAGGCGGCGAGGGCGAGGCCGAUGUCGGCCAAGGCCGUCGUCGUGCUGUGCGCCACGAGCUUCUUCGUGGGGAUGCUGCUCAGCGGCCGGAUGACGCUGCUGGUGCCGCCGACGGGCGGCGACGGCGAGGUGUCCUCCGGCCAUGGCUCCAGGCUCUCCCUCUUCUCCGACGACUGCGAGCACCGGCGCAAACUGGACGAGGGCAACCCGAACGAUAUCAUGAACGAGGUGUCAAGAACUCACCAGGCAAUUCAGUCGUUGGACAAGUCGGUGUCGUCGCUGGAGAUGGAGCUGGCGGUGGAGCGCGCGAAGCAGAACGGCGGGCUGGGCGCGGCGGUGCCGUCCAAGGGGCGCCUCCCCAAGGCGCUGGUGGUGGUCGGGAUCAACACGGCGUUCAGCAGCAAGAAGCGGCGCGACUCGCUGCGCGACACGUGGGUCCCGAGGGGCGACGGGCUGCGCCGGCUGGAGGAGGAGAAGGGCGUCGUGGUGCGGUUCGUCAUCGGCCACAGCGCCACCCCCGGCGGCGCCCUGGACCGCGCCAUCGACGUGGAGGACGCCGAGACCCGGGACUUCAUGCGGCUCGACCACGUCGAGGGCUACCACGAGCUCUCCUCCAAGACCCGGACCUACUUCACCGCCGCCGUCGCCACCUGGGACGCCGACUUCUACGUCAAGGUCGACGACGACGUCCACGUCAACCUAGGGAUGCUGGCGAGCAGGCUGGCCAGGUACAGGACGAGGCCGAGGGUAUACGUGGGCUGCAUGAAGUCCGGCCCGGUUCUGUCACAGAAGGGGGUGAAGUACCACGAGCCGGAGUACUGGAAGUUCGGCGACGAGGGGAACCGGUACUUCCGGCACGCCACCGGCCAGAUCUACGCCAUCUCCAAGGACCUCGCCUCGUACAUCUCCAUCAACCAGCCGAUACUGCACCGGUUCGCGAACGAGGACGUGUCGCUGGGGGCGUGGAUGAUCGGGCUGGAGGUGGAGCACGUCGACGACCGGAGCCUGUGCUGCGCGACGCCGCCGGACUGCGAGUGGAAGAAGCAGGCCGGGAACGUGUGCGCGGCGUCCUUCGACUGGUCCUGCAGCGGCAUCUGCAAGUCCGUCGACCGGAUGAGGGCCAUCCACAGCGCCUGCGGCGAGGGCGACGCCGCCGUCUCGACCUUCUCCGCCGCCGCCGCCGCCGCCGCAUGAUAUUCGUAGGUCUCAUUAUCACAUCGCUCGCUUCGCUGCGGCUGCAGAGCUAGACCACAACGCAGGCCACAGCUCUAUAGCACGCUAUAUAUUUUACGGGGGUUGCCUCCACAGUUUAUCCUUGUGUUUAUGUGGAUCUCAUAAUUGAAAAUGGACUAAUCAUUCGUUGGAUCUUGAAA
This is a messenger RNA of Oryza brachyantha (malo sina), 1613 nucleotides long. RefSeq names its product probable beta-1,3-galactosyltransferase 8. Gene Ontology annotation, molecular function: hexosyltransferase activity. Gene Ontology annotation, cellular component: Golgi membrane. The record is from RefSeq and is a predicted model, not a curated record. The transcript is spliced from 7 exons. Lineage: Eukaryota; Viridiplantae; Streptophyta; Magnoliopsida; Poales; Poaceae. Bases 19 to 1434 code for a protein of 471 amino acids.